UUCCUGUACAGCUUUCAGUCGCUCUCCACCAUCAACAACAUGGCUAUACGCAGAAAAGACAGCUUCCUCUGGGGGAAAGUUCCACCGAAACUCCCCCCAGGAGAGAAGAGACAGGGGGACACCAUCAAGAUUCACAAGUUUGAGCUGCUGGAUGACAUUCAGAAGCUGAAGUUGGAGAUCGAUCACAUCAUGCCAGAAAUCCACAGUCCGGAAAUAAAGGAGCAGAAUAAAAAUGAUGUGAAGAACAGAAGAUUCUUAUGUGGGAAAAAGAAAUUCAACAUGGACCCCAAAAAGGGUGUCCAUUACCUGGUUGAAAAUUACCUGCUGGAAUGGCGAGCAGAGUCGGUGGCCGAGUUUCUUUAUAAAGAGGACGGACUAAACAAGACCGCCAUCGGCAACUUCUUGGGAGAAAGGGAGGAAAUGCAUCUGCAGACACUGAAAGCGUUUGUGGGCCUGCAUGAAUUCUCAGACCUGAAUCUGGUGCAAGCGCUGAGGCAGUUUCUGUGGAGCUUUCGUCUCCCGGGAGAAGCGCAGAAGAUUGACAGGAUGAUGGAGGCGUUUGCAACUCGCUACUGCGACUGUAACCCGGGGGUCUUCCAAUCCACAGACACAUGCUACAUCCUGUCUUUUGCCAUCAUCAUGCUCAACACGAGUCUCCACAACCCCAACGUCAAAGACAAACCCAGUCUGCAGCGAUUUGUUUCCAUGAACAGAGGAAUCAACAAUGGGAAGGAUCUGCCCACCGAGCUGCUCACGAAACUGUACGCGAGCAUCCGCAGCGAGCCGUUCAAAAUCCCAGUGGACGAUGGGAACGACCUCACGCUGACAUUCUUUAAUCCAGACAGAGAAGGCUGGCUCCUUAAAAUGGGUGGUCGAGUUAAAACCUGGAAGAGGAGGUGGUUCAUUUUGACAGACAGCUGCUUGUACUACUUUGAAUACACCACAGAUAAAGACCCGAUUGGGAUUAUUCCUCUGGAGAACCUGUGUGUCAGGAAGCUGCAAGACACAAGCAAACUGUAUUGUCUGGAGUUAUAUAACACCAAAGGACAAAAGAUCAAGGCCUGCAAGACGGAGAACAAAGGCAGAGUGGUGCAGGGUAAACACCAGUCCUAUAAGCUCAGUGCAGCCAGCGCAGAAGAGCGGGACGCCUGGAUCGAAGCGAUCAGGGCGAGUAUCACCAAAGACCCGUUUUACGACCUGGUGUCUCUACGAAAGAGGAAAGUCAUCAGCAACACUUCCUCGUAGUGUUUGGAUCCUGGACGCCGUGCUUUUAUGGAUCGAUCAUCCUGUGAUUUUAUGACAAGAGACUGUUCAGGAAAAAUUAAACCCAAACUGAAUCGCAACAGCAUUUUCACAGAAAUGAACAAAUUGGGAACCUGUUGAAGUGUAAAAAUAGAAAAGGGAACUUUAUGUGGCGCUGUAAAGUCUUCAUAUUACUUCUGCAAACUGCAGGCACCACUGCACUGCCUUCAGAGACCGACAGCCCUACUGACAAACAUCUGCUGCAGCUCGAAUCCGAUUGGCUACUUCUGAUGCCCCCCCACCAGAGUCACACGGUGAUAGGAAGUUGGCUUGUUAGUGUCAUGGAUGAAUUACUGAACAGGCCAACUUAAAUCAAACUUCUGUAUCAAGUGGCUGUCAACCUUUGCUGUAGGAAAGAAGUGCAAAACAACCGCAAAAAAACCCCCACAAAAAGAUACAAUAUGACCACAAAGAGACGCAGAAUGAAUAAAAUGAAACUCAAAACGACCACAAAGAGGCUUACAAUGACUAAAACAAGACUCAAAACAUCCAUAGAGAGACUCAAAAUGACCUCAAAGACAGAACACAUCCACAAAAGGACCACAGAGUGACCCAAAACAAACACAAGGAGACAAAAAACGACUAAAGAACAAACACCAAACUGCUACAAAGGAAGAGUGGCCCCGUCAUCUGUUGUGAUUCUUUCAGUUCGGGGGUUUUACUCUCGGGGAGGAGGGUUGAGGGUCUUUUAUGAGUCCAGGGGUCCACUGUCUCCUAAUCUGUCCAUUGCUGUAGGAUAUUUGGAGCCACAAACAGUAACGUUUUAUUUUAUAUUACAAUAUUUCAAUUAGUUUAUUAUACAUUCAUUCAUUACACUGAAUAAACAAUGAACGUUUAAUUAAUCAGGGCUUUAAAUUUGAGCCUCUACACAUGUUUUGAAUCAUUUUUCUCAUAUGCCCCUGAUGGUUCCAGGGUGGGUUAACCAGCAGCCGUCUACUUCUACACUUUUCUAAUUUCCCUCAGUUAUCACAUCAUUUAAAUGUCAUUUUCCUCUUUAUGGAUAUCAGAUCUUACCUUUAAUACUAACACAUUAUUGUAAAUACAGUAAAAAAAGCCUGGCGAGUAUUAAAAUUAACUUAUGAAUACAUGUUACUUUGAAACUGUACAGUAUAUUUUUUUAGCGUGAUCAUAUUUUACUGACUAUGUAUAAUUUAGUAACUAUAUUAAUGUACUACUUGUACAUUAAACUUGUAUAUUGCCCGAUUGUGUGUCUGUUUCUCCAGCAGAUGGAGGUACAUCAUCACUUCUGCUCACGUUCACACAUUAACUUUUACUUUGACACCCUGACUAUCUUUAUCUUGUUACUGCACCUGACGAUAAGAAUGAAGUGAAGCAGCUCAGAGAUCCUGUGGUUAUCUGAUGAGCAACUCUUUUCCUGUGCACUUCCUGUCGUGUGUGUGCAUCUGAUAGAGAGCUGUGGUUUCAACCAAACAAACAAAAAAACAUCUUCACUUUUCUUUUUGCUAAACACUUUUCCUCACCAUGUGUUCGUCAAAUAUGGAAGGGUUUGAUCGUUGAUUAUUUAUAUUACAAUUAUUUAAUGUAUUACAAGUCUGCAGUUGUUUAAAUAUGCAAAUGAGGCAUUCUCUUAUGAACUAUGUGCUAAUUUGCAUACAUUUUUACAGAGGGAAAGUUGGAUAUCUCUGCAUCACUCCAUUAAUCUGAAAAUACUGUCAAAAAUCUAUUACACCAUGUUUUUAGGAAUAUAAAGUUGUAUAAAUGGGUCUCUGAAUGAUGUGUGAACAAACCCCUCUGUGUUAACCUUCAGCACACAGAGGAAUGAAAGCGUAAAGUUUGGUG
This is a messenger RNA of Anarrhichthys ocellatus (wolf-eel), 3102 nucleotides long. RefSeq names its product cytohesin 4a (gene cyth4a). The transcript is spliced from 13 exons. Gene Ontology annotation, biological process: regulation of ARF protein signal transduction. NCBI's taxonomy places the organism in Eukaryota, Metazoa, Chordata, Actinopteri, Perciformes, Anarhichadidae. The coding region runs from base 40 to 1245 and encodes 401 amino acids. The record is from RefSeq and is a predicted model, not a curated record. Gene Ontology annotation, molecular function: guanyl-nucleotide exchange factor activity.